AGAGUGCCAGUUAUUUCGGAGAGGCAUGUGUGGAGCAUGUACAAUUUGCUUUUUGUUGAAUCCUCUAUUUCAAGACUGUGCUAAUUUGUCGGCUUAUUGAUAACGCACGCCUCUUGUAAUACAUUUUAUCUCCUCCUAACGAGCCAAAAUAAUUCAAAGUUACUCUUCAAAGAGUCAUUACAAAACGUCAUUACAAACGUUUACGAAACGAUGUCAUAUGAUUUAAAGAACGAGGAGGACGUGAAGGAAUAUCUGAAAAACCUUCACAUAGAAUAUCAAUUCGGCUGUUACAGCGAGAAAAAGCCGGAAGUGUGUCAUCUACUGGGUGAUUUUUACGAAGCAGUUAAUAAUGAGUUGGAAAAAGCUUCCCUACUUUACAAGGCAACUUGUGACAAGUAUAAUUAUGCCAGAAGCUGCGCGAAAUUCGGUGAUUUUAAAAUCAUGGGUAAAGGUUGCGAAAAAGACAUAUCAACAGCAUAUAAGUACUUGACAAAGGGUUGCGAGCUCAAUGACGAGAAUGGCUGUCUACAUGCUGGUGUUUUGGCAGUAUCCAAGAAUAACGUUGGAGAGAAGGAUAGGAAAACUCAGAUUCACAAGGGUGUCGAGCAACUGAAAAAGGCUUGCGAUAUGUACAAUUCAAACAAAGCAUGCUUCUAUUUAUCAGCUGUCUAUUUAGGGGGCUUUGAAAACAUUAUCAACAAGAACUAUAAAGAGGCUUACAAGCUGUCGUUGAAAAGUUGCGAAUUAGGCAAUCCAUACGCUUGUGCGAAUGUAUCUCAAAUGCACACGCGAGGAGAAGGCGCUCAAAAGAAUCCCGAGCUUGCUGCAACUUUCAAGAAACGCGCCAUUCAGUUGCAUGAAGAACUGCAGAAAGUACAACCAGAAUUAAAAUUUCAUCAAGAGCUAUGGAAAAACUCAUUCACCAACGACACAAUCAUGCAGUCCCACCUGUUUGAUUCUCGCGCCUGUCUGGCUGCUGUCAUCUUUGUUAUAUUUGCCUGUCAUGGCACUUUGGCGCAGUCAGCCGAGUCGGACGACAACAUUGUAAAUGUGGACGUUUACUACGAAUCGUUAUGCAGCGAUAGCAUGCGAUGGAUCGUGAAUCAGCUUGUGCCGUCAUAUUCGGAAUUGAAAAAUUCUCUUCACGUCACAUUGAUUCCAUAUGGCAAAGCUACGCACACCCGUGAAAGCGAAACCGGUCCAUGGCAAUUCUUGUGUCAACAUGGUCCUGCCGAGUGCCGCGGGAAUAAGGCCCAGGCGUGCGGGAUUCACGCCAUAGAAACCUCCGAGGAGGACCAGAAUCAUCAGCGACUGACGGUCAAGCUGGUCGGUUGUGUAAUGUCCGCUCGAAACCCAGCGACAGCCGUACCUCAGUGCGCUAAAGACGUCGGCCUGAGCGAAAAGACACAAAAAUCGAUUAGCGACUGUAUCAGCAGCCCACUCGCGGAUGAUUUGUUGGCGAAGAACGGCGAUAAAACGGACGCCCUUGAGCCAUCGCUCAAAUUCGUCCCGACGAUAGUGAUCAACAAGGUGUACUCGAGCGAGAAUCAGCAGGAGGCGCUGAACAACUUCCCGAAACUAAUCUGUCGACAUUUGACAGCGCAGAAGCCGAAGAUCUGCGAAACAGCUUGAAUUGAAGAAGAUUGAGGAAAGGCCGAGUCGCGCGUUGGAGGUGCGGGGACAAAUAAUCACUCGGUCAGAAAUAAAUGAUAUAUUGCAUAUAAUAUACAUAAGUGCCUAUGUACAAAAAUAUAUACGAUUUGUCAAAUGCAA
This is a messenger RNA of Linepithema humile (Argentine ant), 1773 nucleotides long. Its product is annotated as Cytochrome c oxidase assembly factor 7. Lineage: Eukaryota; Metazoa; Arthropoda; Insecta; Hymenoptera; Formicidae. The record is from RefSeq and is a predicted model, not a curated record. Gene Ontology annotation, molecular function: oxidoreductase activity, acting on a sulfur group of donors, disulfide as acceptor.